Molecule: messenger RNA, 1562 nt
Organism: Gossypium raimondii (Peruvian cotton)
Lineage: Eukaryota; Viridiplantae; Streptophyta; Magnoliopsida; Malvales; Malvaceae
Product: GDSL esterase/lipase At5g03820
Exons: 5
Coding region: 236-1294 (352 amino acids)
Molecular function (GO): hydrolase activity, acting on ester bonds
Source: RefSeq, a predicted model, not a curated record
AAGCCUAACAUGCCUCUUUCUCCUAGAAAUAAGCACCUUUAAUGGAACCAUUCUCAUAAAGACAUUUGUUUCAGUUUGACCAUAACUUUCACCUAUGGCUUUUUCUCCUUAAAUUCUCCUUCACCUGCCCCUUCUUUCACCCCAUUCACUUCUCUUUUACACCUCUCUCUCUUUCUCUAGUAUACAUGCAUUGUGAGGUUUACAGUUAAGUCAAAGAGCAAAAGAGAAAAGGAAAAUGAGAGCUUCAAGUGAGUUUUUGGCUACCUUGGUUCUUGUGCUGGUUUCGGUUUCUUCAGUGGCUCAUGGAGAUCCCCUUGUUCCUGCACUCAUCAUCUUUGGGGACUCGGUUGUUGAUGUGGGGAAUAACAACAAUCUCAACACACUUAUCAAAUCAAACUUUCCACCAUAUGGAAGAGAUUUUGUUAAUCACAGGCCAACUGGAAGAUUCUGCAAUGGAAAACUUGCUACAGAUUUCACUGCUGAGUACCUUGGGUUUACUUCAUACCCACCGGCUUACCUUAGUCGAGAUGCCAUAGGAAAUGCUCUCCUGACUGGAGCCAAUUUUGCUUCAGCUGCCUCUGGUUUAUAUGACAGUACUGCAAACCUAUAUCGUGCCAUAACAUUGACCCAGCAGUUAAACUACUACAGGGAGUACCAAACGAAACUGGUGAACAUGGCAGGAAACAAUGGAGCCAACAACAUAAUCUCUGGUGCCAUACAUCUUUUGAGUGCAGGAAGCAGUGAUUAUAUUCAGAACUACUACAUCAAUCCUCUAGUUAGCAGAAUCUAUACACCCGAUCAGUUCUCUGAUAUUCUCAUAAGAUCCUACACUACUUUCAUUCAGAAUCUGUAUGGACUGGGAGCAAGGAGGAUUGGAGUGACAACCUUACCACCAACGGGUUGUUUACCUGCAGCCAUCACCCUAUUUGGUGCUGGAAGUAAUCAGUGUGUUGCAAGGUUAAACCAAGAUGCCAUUGCCUUCAACAAUAAACUGAACAGCACGUCACUAAGCCUACAGGACAGAUUGCCUGGUCUCAAACUUGUGGUCUUCGACAUAUACCAGCCUCUCUUGGACAUGGUUACAAAGCCUAGUGAUAAUGGUUUCUUUGAGUCAAGAAGAGCUUGCUGUGGAACAGGUACACUAGAGACCUCCUUGCUUUGCAAUUCCAGGGCCCUAGGGACAUGCUCCAAUGCUACAUCAUAUGUAUUUUGGGAUGGAUUCCAUCCCUCCGAAGCAGCUAACCAGGUCUUGGCAGGCGAUUUGCUAGCACAGGGAGUGUCCCUCAUAUCUUGAAGCUAUGUCAUAGGAAGGGGGUAAAAGGAAAAAAGAAAAAGGAAAACACUAUUACCUGUUCCUGUAAUCUUCUCAUAUGGAGGAUAUUGACAUUACUAUUAGUCUAAAAUAUGUACUUCGUUGGUACGACUGUUUUAAUAGGAUAUUUUCACAUGUAAAAACUCCUUAUUUAUGCUUUUAGCAGGGGUAUAUCGCAGCAUUUCUGCCAGGGAAGUUAAUUUAUUGAUCCUUGCCUCAAUAAAAAAUGAUAUGGUUGCUUUGUGAAUAA